Molecule: messenger RNA, 2070 nt
Organism: Trichoderma virens Gv29-8
Lineage: Eukaryota; Fungi; Ascomycota; Sordariomycetes; Hypocreales; Hypocreaceae
Exons: 8
Coding region: 1-2070 (689 amino acids)
Biological process (GO): regulation of DNA-templated transcription; DNA-templated transcription
Molecular function (GO): DNA binding; zinc ion binding; DNA-binding transcription factor activity, RNA polymerase II-specific
Source: RefSeq, a predicted model, not a curated record
AUGACCACAACUCGUAGCUACCGUUGUGCAGUUGCCUGUCAGGCUUGCCGUCAACGCAAGGUUCGAUGCAGCUUGGCAGUCACGGGUAAGCCUUGCAUUGGCUGUACCCAAGAUAGGGCUGAGUGCAUUGUGGUCCCAAAGCAACGAAAGAAAAUCAAAAAGUCACGCCAACCAGUCAUUUCCCACCAUGAUCCAGGUCCUAUGCAAGAUUCUUACUCUAUAGAUCAUCUUCCCUCUGAUCAUGUGUCGAACCCUGUUAUAGAACCCUCCACCUUUCAAAAUGGACCCGGAGAAGCAGAUCCAAUUCGUAGACAGACUUAUUCGAUUCUUGCGGGUGACUCUGGCGAAGGCGAGAUGCGCAAUGGAAUUGAUGUUGGAGCUCCACUAUUGGAAAAAUCUCAAGAUAUCGGAAUUACACCCAUCUGUGCUGCGGAUGAGGGUGAUAUCGAGAAUGAAGAGAGGAGAGGGUUCGAGAUUGCGACAGCAGCAUUGGGACAAUCUCGAAGAAACGGUCAGGUACCUUUCUACUCUGGAGGCCAGACCGGGCCGACAUAUGCCUUGGAUAUCUGUUCACCAGAGAAAUCGUUGCCAAGGCACUUUCUUAUUCCAUCCCACUCCUGUUCCACUCUCUCAGAUGCGGACCGAAGUUAUCUUCAGGCAAAAGGAGUGCUUACGCUUCCCAGCGCAAAGAGUUGUGAAAGCCUCCUUCGAGCAUACCUCCAUCACGUUCAUCCAAUUAUGCCAGUCAUUGAAGUCGAUCGCAUCUUAGAAUAUCAGCACAACGGGCGACUUCACGAGUACAACACCCUCCUUCUCUGGAGUAUCUUUUUAGCUGCAGUCAAUUUUAUCUCUCCCGAAGUGUAUGAGCAAGAGGGUUACAAAUCUCGAAAGGAAAUGAAAGCUACAAUGUAUUCACGUGCAAAAGGAAUGGACAAGGUUGUGCUUAUUCAGUCUUCUCUACUGAUGGGGUUCUGGAUUUCAAAACAUGAUGAGUAUUUGCAACCGUGGUACUGGACAGGAACCGCAAUCAACCUUUGCCAGAUGCUAGGACUGCAUCGUAAUCCAGACUCCUCGAAGCCUAAUUGUGCCGUCACUGAUCGCCAACGGUGCCUGUGGCGGCGGCUUUGGUGGACCUCGUUUUAUCGAGAUCGCUGGCUUGGGAUGAGUUUUGGAAGACCAUUACGAAUUAACCUUAUUGACUGUGACAUGCCUAUGCCAACGGCCACCGACCUACUUAUUGACGUGGUAGGGUUACAUGAAAAGACAUCCCAUGGCUUUCUUCCAAGUGAUUUGUCUAAGCUUGCCUCCUACUGGGUGACAUUGAUCGAAUUGAGCAAGCAAUUAGGCGCAGUCAUUGCUAUGAACUAUCAGUCACAAAGAUCAAAGCCUACAAUCCAACAGUUUGAGCAUCUUGAAUCAGAGAUUCUCCAGUGCGCACUACCAAGUCAAUACGAGUCUGGCCUGGCUAACCCGGCGCGAUUUCAUCUAUUCCAUGUUCAUUUGCAUUAUCAAGCGCUUCUCAUCUGCUUGUAUCGACCUUAUGGAUCUGAAACUCCGAUUGAUCUCGAUACUGCUGAACAAGACGACUGGCAGCAUCGGAUGUGCCUAAAGGCUGGUGAUGCUGCGUCCAAGACCAACGAUAUUUUUCAUUCUCUCGUGGAAGAUGGUCUCCUAGUAUUCGCUGGGCCUAUGACGCCUUCGCUCUUAGUCCCAGCAAUGCAAACGCAUUUACUUUUUUAUAAGUCCCCCGACUCCCUGACAAAACGUCUCAGGCUUCAUAAACUUGAGAUGUGCAUGCUCAUUAUGGAAGAACUCCAAAAAAUAUACAAUGUCGCUUCCAUUUAUCGAGGAAUCUUCUUUAAGGCCAUGCAGCAGAUAUGCCCCUCAUAUCGAACCGGAAUGUCUUCUUCCGACCAGGCAAUUAUCUCAGUUCCAACAAAACUUCUGGGUAGCGUCAGCGCCUUUGCCAAUAUCACAGAACAAGAGACCGACUCGCUUGGAGAAUUCAUGGGCUCAUUGCUCGAUGAGACCUCAAUAUUUAAGUUUUGGGAGACGUGGAAUUCAAUGUGA